CAAGGAAAACACUGCUUCUCUUCAUCGUAAGGCGAACAUGUUAAUUGUUGUGGUUUUAGAACUCACAGCCGUCUUUGUGGCGAAAGCGAAGGAGAUCGAAUCCAGCUCAGCCGUAGAGGAUCAUGUAGCCUCAGGGUCGGAAGUUCAUGAACACGUGACGUAUAUCGACGGGUCUGACCCACAGCUGGUCACAUCCGGUUUGGGGUCAGCGGACGUAUACGGUGAGAAGAAUAUCGACGAAAAUCAAUCAGGAGAAGACGACUUAUCCAGGAGUUCGAUAAUCCGAUUUGGCGGUGAGGAAUUAGCGGGUCAGGUGAUCGACACGGACACGUCUGAGAUUAGCCGUACCUCCGCAGUUCUUACGGGUGACUACAGACGACAUAUCCUUCUUUCUGCAAAUUCUAAAUCCAAAGAAACCGAAAAAAGUCCGCCAAAGCAGGUACAAGACUAUACGAGCUCAACUGAAGAAAACAAAUCUUUAAAUAUUAAAAACUUUUUUUCCUACGAAACAAACUCUUCUACUUCCACUUUCGAUUCUGCGAUAUCAAAACAAAACAUCUCCAAUUUCGCAUCGGAUUUUUCCGUACACCCCGAAUUCUCCAGCUUACUUCCUGUGUCCGAGGGAGUCUACUCUACGGAUUAUAAACCAGGGGCGACAACCGAACCCGGAGCUUCAGCGGCUGGAGUUGGGCCGAGCCCCUGUGUGGAGCAUGUGAGCCGGCCAGUCAGGAGCAACGUGACCAGUCUGCUGGACACACUUAUGCUGGCGUAUGAUAAACGUCUGCGGCCCGGAUUUGGAGGCGCCCCCGUGGUUGUAAAGGCGGACAUCGAGAUCCGUUCUAUGGGUCCCAUAUCGGAGAAAGACAUGGUUUACUCUUUAGACUGUUAUUUCCGGCAAGUGUGGACGGACGCGCGCCUGUCUUUCAACGCCACGGUGGAGCGGGUGACGAACGUGUCGCUGAACGUCAAAAUGCUGGAGCGGAUCUGGCACCCGGAUACCAUCUUCAUCAACGGCGGCCCGUCUUACGUGCACACCAUCACCACGCCCAACAAGUUCUUCCGGCUCUCCCACGACGGGACGAUACUCUACUCGCAGAGGUUGACCAUCAAGGCGAGUUGUCCUAUGCACCUGGAGAAGUUUCCAAUGGACACACAGCAGUGUCCUUUACACAUAGCCAGCUUUGGGUACCCUGUGGAAGAUGUCAUCUACGAGUGGCAUUACGGCAACGAGUUGGCCGCGGUGGCAUCAAAUGACAUGAGGUUAUCCCAGUUCGACCUCAGGGGAAUGCCCGCUUGUAACGUCACAAGGGAGUUCAAGGGAACCCGCCACUCCAUCCUGACGGUUUAUUUUGACUUCAGACGACACACGGGUUAUUUCCUCAUCCAGGUUUACCUCCCCUGCUGUCUGCUGGUAGUCCUGUCCUGGGUCUCGUUCUGGAUCAACCGCGAAGCGACGUCAGACAGGAUUUCGUUAGGGGCGACAACCAUGCUGACCAUGACCUUCCUGGUGCUGGACAGCCGCAAUGACCUCCCCCGAGUGGCCUACUCUACUGCCCUGGACGUGUACGUCUUCAUGUGCUUCUGCUUCAUCUUCGCCUCCAUCUUGCAGUUUGCCGCCGUCCAUUUCUUCACCAAGUACGGCACGGCCGAGUGGGACAUCCGCCCUGUGCCAGAAACGGAUGAGAAGGACGAGGAUGAGGACGAAGGAUUCGACUCGGGUGAAACCAACCAUGAAAACCCUGAGCAUGAAGAGGUCGAGUCAGCAUUUUCCUGCCUGAUGAAGAUGUGGCGUUGUAUCAUGAGCACUAGAAGUCACAGAUUUAACAAGAAUGUCAGGAACUCUUUAGGCUUGAACAGUGUGAGUAAAAUUGACAAAGUGGCGAGAGUUAUGUUUCCUGUCGUCUUCUGUGGCCUCAACAUUGUUUAUUGGAUGUCCUACUGGUAG
This is a messenger RNA of Physella acuta, 1945 nucleotides long. RefSeq names its product gamma-aminobutyric acid receptor subunit alpha-6. NCBI's taxonomy places the organism in Eukaryota, Metazoa, Mollusca, Gastropoda, Physidae. Gene Ontology annotation, molecular function: extracellular ligand-gated monoatomic ion channel activity; GABA-A receptor activity. Gene Ontology annotation, biological process: monoatomic ion transmembrane transport. Gene Ontology annotation, cellular component: membrane. The record is from RefSeq and is a predicted model, not a curated record.